This is a messenger RNA of Dunckerocampus dactyliophorus (ringed pipefish), 4278 nucleotides long. It is a transcript of the gene pcbd1, whose product is annotated as pterin-4 alpha-carbinolamine dehydratase/dimerization cofactor of hepatocyte nuclear factor 1 alpha. The transcript is spliced from 4 exons. Gene Ontology annotation, molecular function: 4-alpha-hydroxytetrahydrobiopterin dehydratase activity. Gene Ontology annotation, biological process: tetrahydrobiopterin biosynthetic process. The record is from RefSeq and is a predicted model, not a curated record. Lineage: Eukaryota; Metazoa; Chordata; Actinopteri; Syngnathiformes; Syngnathidae. The coding region runs from base 122 to 430 and encodes 102 amino acids.
CUAAAAGGAGGACCUUCAGAGCAGCUCAUGUGUUGAUUCAUUCCAGUUGGUGUCACAACACAGUUGCCUCUGUGCAAAGCAAGAGCUGCGCUGCUUGUGUGUGUGAAAACACUCUGCAAACAUGGCUGCUAAAAUCCAGAGACUGACCGAGGACGAGAGAGCUCACCUUCUGCCACUUCUGCAGAAUGCCCAAUGGGUGGCAGUGGCUGGACGGGACGCCAUCUACAAAGAGUUUGUUUUUAAAGAUUUUAACCAGGCCUUUGGCUUCAUGUCCAGAGUGGCACUGCAAGCAGAGAAGAUGGACCAUCAUCCUGAGUGGUUCAACGUUUACAAUAAGGUUCAGAUCACCCUGAGCACACAUGACUGUGGGGGGUUGUCCCAGCGGGACAUAACUUUGGCCACUUUCAUUGACCAAGCCUCUCUGAUGUGACCAGAAGCUGGAGAAGCUCUACACAUUCCACUGAUAUCACAACAACGUGUGCCUGAAACACCCAAAGAACACAGAUCAUUUACUUCCAGUCGUGUUCAACAGUGCUGUGUGUGUUUAAAAUGUUCUGGUGGUGCUUUUGCACUUGUUGAAAUACAGUAAUUGUUGUCCUUGUGUCUGUAAACCUUCAGGGAUUAUUGUAUUAAGUACUUAUUUUUCAGUGAUACACAGGUCAAAAUGGCUGAGGUGGGAUUGAGAAAAACACUUGACACUCACUUUGAAUAUUAGGCUAUGUUCACACUGCAGGUCAAUUCAGAUUGUUUUGCUCAAACGUGACCUGUAUCAGAUUUUUUUCACGUCAGUGUGAGCAGUACAGUUCCGUUUCUUUUUCAAAAGUGACCUGGUUGGACCUAUAUUUUGCCAUGCGAGAGUUUUUGGAAAGGUACUCACAGAUGUAAGCAACAGUUCACGUCAGUGUCUCCCGACAUUCACUCACACGUUCCUAGGAACAGACGUCUCAGCGAGUUUCACCGCAAACUGUCAUAGCCAGAAUUCUUGCCCUUUUCCUUCUUAAUCUUCUCCAUGCAAUUUGGUUGACAAAAUCCUUGAAAUUGCCACAAAUGCGCCAGGACAAACCACCAAUUGUGGACGCUUACUUCCGUAAACACAGUUUGAUCCAUGUGACGUCGGUUUCUUGAGCAUGCGCAUCACUUCCUGGAUGCGUUGGGUUCACACUUUACACAAAUGUGGUAUGUCGCAAUUUUUUGGUAACGUGAACGACAACAUAAAGAAUCCGAAUUGGGCAUCAUACCUUGCAGUGUAAACGUAGCCUUAGUGACUGACACGUUUCCAAAGUGUUUUGUAGUAAAAUUAUGUAAUUGUAAAAUGUGUAUUCCCUCUCAUUUUGGUGAUUUAAACAAAACUUAUUUGAACUGAAACAUGAGCCAACCAUGAGUAUAUGUAUUUUAUUGAAAACAGAACACUAAAGAUUUAAACAGUAAACUUUCAAAUUGAAAACAUGUAAAAUGUUAAUUUGGACUAGUAGACAGUAGAAACCAUGCGAUGCUAUUUGAUGUGCUCAAAUGUCCAUAGACAUUUUGAAUGAAACUAAUGAGCACAUAUAUGGACAUCAGUGACGUUUGGUACACGUCUGAAUCCCUGAGGAUGUUAAGAUGAAAUAAAAGUAGUAUGAUGACAAACUUCUGAAGGCACAGAGUCGAACACUCGCUAUUGGUACAAUACUAGAACACAACACAUUGUUUGUUGCCAUCGUCUUUGAACCAGGCACAAACUGAAUAAACCCUGAUAGGUGCAGCCCAGACUUGGAAAAACAUUCAUCUUUUUCAUUUUUUAAACACUAUUGAACAAACAAUGUAAGAAGAGAAGCACCCAGCGGUCACACAAUGGGUAAAAGGACAUGAACAAGGUCUGAUAUGCUUCUUAUUAGUCCUAAUUGCUUGUUAACCAUUAUGAGCAGAUCACUUCCCAUGAGAAACGGGUAUUGCACUAAGAGAGAAAUAAUGCCAUGUGUAUACAACAUGGUCCUUUAGAGCGCAGAGGUGAAAAUGCCUUGUCUUGUCAAUCAGUAACCUCAAUCGUGGCGGGUCUCUAUCAUUUUUUCCCCACAUCAUAAGAUAACUCAAAUGCCCUGACAGUGUUAAAGUUUAACAGGAGUCGACGUUUGAAAAUAGAAGCCAACAAUUGCUUUGUUAAGUUGUACUGACAGUAGAAGUAGAAAGUGAGGUAGAUUGAAUUAGCACACAAAGAAAUAUGGGGCACUCACGUCAAUGAUUUAAAAAAAUGUGAUUUAGUGAUAUACAGUGGAUCCCCGCACAUUCACGAUUCAGCCCUGCAAAUAUUUGGUCUAAGUAUAUGUUCUAUUUUUUUUUCUCCAAAAAUAGGCCCUUAUUCCUGCAGAAAACGCAUCUCAUCACUCCGAAGUCGGUAAUAAUUUAUAAAUAUGCGAUAAUACAGUUCAAAUGUUCCGCAAACACAUACCACUGUAAAAAAAAAAAAAAAAAAAAAAAAAAAAAAAAACGCCUAGAAUUUUUACAUGGUUAUGUCUUUAUGCUUGACUGAUAAUGUUUUUUCGUCAAGCAUUGGAAUAUCGCACUUUGUUUGGCAUUCCUUGAACACACCACUGUUGCUGCAAGACACAAAAGUGAAACUUAUAUACAGUGAUCCCUUGUUUAUCGCAGUUAAUUGGUUCCAGAGCAGACUAUUAUAAGUGAAUUUCCACGCUAAGUAGGAUUCCUUAUUUAUAAAUUGAAUAUUUUUGUAAUCAGACCAUAGAAAGCCUGUUUAUGACCUUACAAAUACUGUUUUUUUUUAACAUUAUUAGAGCCCUCUAGACAUGAAAUAACACCUCUAUAGUCACCUUUACACUCGUAUUACCCAAUACAGUAGACAUAAUAACAAUAAAUAAGCCAUUUAUGACAUCAAUAAGACUUGUGUUUGUGUGUGUUGCUGUCAAUGUGUUCCGUUGCUAGUAGGGGAGCAGAAUGGGGGGGCAGACAGGAAGUGACGUCGGGGAUUCAGAGUUGAGUUUUAGCUUGCCAUGGGUUACGGCCGCAACAGUAGCUCAUCUUAGGGAUUAUUGUGCCUGUUGUGAGAUACUUCAAACAUGCAAUGAAAGAUGUUGUUCCGGCCAUCAAGCCUGGUGCGUGCAUCUCACUGAACUUUAACCUUACUGAUACCGAGUGACCAGUAUAGAAUACAACAUCACAGCGUCUUUGAAUGGAUCUUCUGAAAGCCUUAUAUUUGUAUUUUAGUUCAUUUAGCCAUUUCUAUGCUUGAAAAUGCUUAAUUUAGGCCAAAAAAGUAACACUGGCUAAAUAUGCAUUUUUUUAAAUCACAAAACAGCAUGAGUUAUUAAUUAAAAACCGUGAUAGAGUGAAGGCAUGAAAUUUGAAGCACAAAGUGGCAAGGGAUUACUGUAUAACGUCUACACCGUGACUGAUUUGUUCAUAUGUCAUCUUACAUUUUCAUUCAUGAGUAGUGAGUACUAAAAAAUUUUAUCAUUAAAAUGUCUUAUAAGUGUGUGAGGCAUAUUUUGGACUUAAACUUGGAUUGUCUUUUCUGGAUUGAAGAGAGAAGGGGAAGGUUGUGGAUCGGAAGCUAAUCUAAUAAUUACGACAACCGCUUUUAUUGCAAAUGCUGAUCCAAAAUCGGAGGAGAACGUCAACAUCGAGCGAGCAGGACGAUUUGAAGAAGGAGGGGCAAGCCGUGUGUCAAAACCAGACAUUUUUAUGAGCGUUUCAGUUACUUGGAAGAUUUUUGCCAUUUGCUGGUGGUCCCGAAACGUAACCCCAAUAAAGAGCAGGGAUCUACUGUAGUCACAAGGUUGUCUUAAAUGGGGGAAAAAUAACCGAUACAGCUGAUAAGCUUUGGCUAACACUAGCUGUUGGAACGUUUUCAAAGUACUUUCUCUGAUAUAUCAUGUGAUAUAAAAAACAAAAAAAAUCCCAUAUUUGAAAGUAUUCUCCUGCUGUCUACAAGUCCUGCACUAACUAGAAAAGGAGCACAAAAGCAGAUCAAUAGAAAGUAAUUACAACAAGUGCGAAAACAAGAACUUAAGUGUACAGGAUGACAGAGUGGUUUAAAUAUGCACCUGAAUUGUGUUUUUACGUGAGAAAUGAUGUAUGAGAUGUCAGGAGUUCCACAACCAGUCUUGAGUAGCUUGUUCCGGUCUCAGUGGUCUGUUUUUCUUUACUCCUUAUUUUCUGCUGAGUCAUCAGAGAAUGUGAAACUGAAAUGUUCUGACAUUAAAAACUAAAUAAAUGUUUGCUAUGCAGAUUAGGUGAACUUGAAAUGACUAACGACACACAUCGACUAUAUUAUUUUCAAAUGAA